Molecule: messenger RNA, 3957 nt
Organism: Cuscuta europaea
Lineage: Eukaryota; Viridiplantae; Streptophyta; Magnoliopsida; Solanales; Convolvulaceae
Source: the annotation of a GenBank genome assembly
GAGGCUUGAAAUAAGGGUCAAAGAGCAAGCUUUCUUUCUUCUCCUACGCAGUAUUCCUACCCAUCCCUCUCCCACUAACUCGGCCAAGACCAAGGAAAGGAAGAAAGGAAGCUCUGAAACCCCAUUCUACCAUAGCCAAAUCCGAGCUAAGCCCAAGGAGGUCAAAGUCAGAAAUUUAAAGAAGAAGAAGGAAGGAAAAAGUAGGGUGGUUAAGGUAUUCAAGGAACUUUCACGGAGUUGAAAGGGGCGCCGGAGUUGUCGCCGGAGUUCGUUGAAGUUCGCCGGAGUUUCACCGGAGCUAAAUAGGGAAGGCUAGAACUUCGUAAGCUUCAUUAAGGUUGAGGCUAGAGUCCUACUACCUGCACCUUUGCCUAGGGUGAUUGAUCAAAAAGGAAGAUGUGAAAUGGAGGGUGGACGCAGGAUUACUAGGAGAAACCCGACGGGUCAUGCACCGGGGGUCACCAGGCACGAUACACGAGCUGAAUCAUGGACCUCUAGGGGUAGAGGUCGGGGCCAAGGCCGAGGAGGAGGCCGAGGCAGGGGUCGUGGGCGUUCUACAACGCCGACGGCAUGUAGCACGCAUGUCUGUUCUGUGCACCCGUCUUGGGCCACCGAACCGGACGAUUUCACAUAUGCUCCAAGCACGGAGCAAGAGGAGACCCCGUACAAUGGGGAGGACUUUCAUGAAGAAGAUGAGGAUGACGAUCCUCAUUAUGAUCGUACGAGCGAGGUACUAGAAUGGUACCUCGAGAACAAGGCAAGGAGAGAAUAGCGACGCCAAGCUAGGCAGGAUAGGUAGGCCAUGGGACAGGGAAGCCGGGGAGCUUCUAGUGCUCCAUCUGGAGCAUUUGGAGGAGACACGAUGGUACGUAUCUCCAAGUAUCUCAAGGAGGCGAGGGCCUUGGGGUGCAAGUCAUUUGAUGGUAAGGGCGACAUAUCUGAUGCCGCCGACUGGAUUAAGAAGCUGAAUGAUGCUUCUAGGGACAUGCAAAUUGGACUCGGCGUGAAGUUGAGGGUUGCCACCAGGCUACUAGAAGGGGUAACUGCUGUAUGGUGGGAAGGCGUGGAAGGAAAGUUCCACGGUGAGACCACUUGGGAGAAAUUCGAAGUGGAGUUCUAUAACCAGUACUACUCAACUUUUGAGGUCAAUCUCAAGAGGAGAGAGUACACAAAUCUGAAACAGGAGGAUGGCUGCUCGGUGAGGCAAUUGGAACAGAGGUUCCGAGACUUGGCACGAUUCAUACUAGAGUACUCUUUGGAUGAGAAUCGAAUGGCCAAUCAUUUUUGGGAUGCUCUACAGUUGGACAUCCGCGACCGGGCUACUUAUCAGCAUAACAUGACAUUCAGUCAAGUUGUCGAUCAAGGGCUCCUUGGAGAAACCCAAUGGAAUGAAAGGAAGGCGAGGGACGCCGAGGAGGCGAAGAAGAGGAGAUGGGGAAACUCUGGACCCCAAGACCACUCUCGGAAGCAUCACGCCGGGGGUGGCAAUACAUUCAGGGCGCCGGCACCACCAACGAAAAGGUAUAUGGGCUCAGGAGGGCAAGGGCCCAAACCAGGGGGUGUGGGACCACCCAGGUGCGCAAACUGCGGUAAGAACCAUGAGGGAAGGUGCAAUGAACCACCCCGAUGCUUCAAAUGCGGUAGCACGAGCCACCUCAAACCCUCUUGUCCAAUGUUAAACGGAGGAGGACCAUCGGGAGCUAUGGGAGGACCUACGACUAGUAGGGGACAUGCGGGGCCGUCUCGGGGCGACACAGGAAGGGGCGGACCCACGGCUAGCAACGCCGCAUCCGUUAACCAAGGGAGGACCCAUGCACGGGUAUAUACUAUGACCGAGGAUGAUGCUCGGGCCAACCCGGACUCCAUUGCAGGUAAUCUCUUGAUUACACACGUAUUUUGAUCAUGUAUUUGAAUUAAAAAAAUUCAAAAAAAAAAUAUGAAGGACCCGAUCGGGUAUCCCUAUAGACCCGACCGGGUAUAGGCCAUGCUUCGAUUUUGAUGUGUGUACUCAUAUGGGCAAGCGUGGCAGAAUCCUUCAUUUUUGACACUUCGAACAAUACCCGAUCGGGUAUGGCUAUAUACUCGAUCGGGUAUGUGUAAAACUUGAGCUUCGAGGUGUGUACUCGAUCGAGCGUUGAUGACAGGAAGCUAUUAAUUGGAAAUUUUGAGUGAUACCCGACCGGGUAUAGGCAUAUACCCGACCGGGUAUCGACAUUUUUCUCGAGUUUGAAGCGUGUGCCCGAUCGAACAUUCAGAGCAAAACGUUGUGAUGUUUUUAGCCAUGCCCGAUCGGGUAUGGGAAUAUACCCGACCAGGUAUAGAUAAAUUGUUCGGGUUCGAGGCCGGUACUCGACCGAGCAAGGAAAACAGAAGGUUUUUCCUUAAGGACUCGAGUGAUACCCGACCGGGUAGAGGACCCUACCCGACCGGGUAUAGGGUAUCCCUAGACUGAAAAUUUUUCAUUCGGUCCUUUUCAGUCGGGAUGUUGAGUAGUGUGUCUUGCAUGACUUAUGUAUGUAGGGACACUAAAGAUCAACGAUAGGGAUGCGAGAAUUCUCAUCGAUAUCGGAGCACAACGUUCAUUUGUGAGCGAAGCGUUUGCCAAGGGUUUGGGCAUGCCUUUGGUAGCAAUGAUGCAACCUUUGUUGGUCUCCACGCCAUUGGGAGAUGAUGUAGAGCGGAAACACUACUAUCCCUCGUGUAAUGUAGGGAUAGGGGAGCACUGUCUAACGGGUGACUUUGUGCCGUUAGAUAUGCUCGAGUUUGAUGCUAUACUAGGCAUGGAUUGGCUCGAAAAACACCAUGCGAAAGUAGAUUGCUACACCAAGGUGUUAGAACUAAAAGAUGGAGAAGCAAAUACUCUAUGCUUCGAGGGAGAUAGAGGGAAAUUCAAUCCUUGUAUCAUAUCGGCCAUAAGAGCAAGGCGUAUGAUGAGGAAAGGGUGUCAAGCAUACUUGGCCUAUGUCAUAGGCAAGGAAGGCAGGGGAAAGAGUCUCAAUGAGGUGAGAGUGGUGAGUGAGUACCCAGAAGUUUUCCCUGAAGAACUCCCGGGACUCCCACCAGAUCGAGAAAUUGAGUUCACCAUUGAAGUAGAACCCGGUACAAAACCCAUCUCGAUUCCUCCAUGUCGGAUGGCACCGGCUGAACUUCAAGAGUUGAAGGUUCAAUUAGAAGAAUUACUAGACAUCGGAUUCAUUAGGCCGAGUCAUUCACCGUGGGGAGCACCGGUACUCUUUGUAAAGAAGAAAGAUGGUACACUCAGAAUGUGUAUCGAUUACCGUCAGUUGAACAAGGUCACGGUAAAGAACAAAUACCCUUUGCCAAGGAUCGAUGACUUGUUUGAUCAACUACGGGGGGCAACCGUGUUCUCUAAGAUCGACUUGAGGUCAGACUACCAUCAACUGAAGAUCAAGGAGAGUGACAUACCCAAAAGUUCAUUUCGUACAAGGUAUGGUCACUAUGAGUUCCUAGUAAUGUCGUUUGGGCUUAUGAACGCACCCGCGGUAUUCAUGGACCUCAUGAACCGAGUAUUCCAUCAAUACUUGGACCAAUUCGUCAUACUGUUCAUUGAUGACAUUUUGAUAUACUCUAUGAAUGAAGAGGAGCACGAAAAACAUCUAAGAGUUGUGUUUGAAACACUGCGGGAGAAGCAACUCUUUGCCAAAUUCUCUAAAUGUGAAUUUUGGCUUGGGGAGAUCGGUUUCCUCGGGCAUGUGGUAUCGGGAUCGGGCAUUUCAGUUGAUAACUCAAAGAUUGAAGCGGUCACUAAUUGGGAGAGACCUAAGAAUGUGAAGGAGAUAAGGAGUUUUCGGUGAUAACCAGCUGGGGGCCUGCGUGCCCGUGUUUGCCACGUGUGGCUAAGUAUUAAACAUAUUAUUAUUUCCGCAUUUGUUGAUUAUGAUAUUGAUGUUGAUUGUAUGUGUUUACUAAUCGGUUUGGCAAUAGAAUCAAUCAGAC